This is a messenger RNA of Apodemus sylvaticus (European woodmouse), 2372 nucleotides long. RefSeq names its product matrix metallopeptidase 19 (gene Mmp19). The coding region runs from base 111 to 1694 and encodes 527 amino acids. Gene Ontology annotation, biological process: proteolysis; collagen catabolic process; extracellular matrix organization. Lineage: Eukaryota; Metazoa; Chordata; Mammalia; Rodentia; Muridae. Gene Ontology annotation, molecular function: metalloendopeptidase activity; zinc ion binding. Gene Ontology annotation, cellular component: extracellular matrix. The transcript has 9 exons. The record is from RefSeq and is a predicted model, not a curated record.
GAGGCUGACAGCAAGGACCUGGAGGUAAGAGUCCCCUGCUCCUCCAAGCUCUCAGAAAUCUCAAGGUCAGGGGGCUCAGGCAGCCUUGGGGGCUCUUGUGUGCUGGGACCAUGGACUGGCAGCAGCUGUGGCUGGCCUUCUUCCUUCCCAUGACAGUCUCAGGCCGGGCUCUGGGGCCUACAGAGAAGGAGGCAGUCUUGGAUUACCUGCUGCAGUAUGGCUAUCUACAGAAACCUCUGGAAGGAGCUGAUGUCUUCAGGCUAGAAGAUGUCACGGAGGCGCUAAGAACUUUCCAGGAAGCAUCUGAACUGCCCGUUUCCGGUCAGAUGGAUGAUGCCACAAGGGCCCGCAUGAAGCAGCCCCGUUGUGGUCUGGAGGAUCCCUUCAACCAGAAGUCUCUUAAAUACCUACUUCUGGGCCAGUGGAGAAAGAAGCACUUGACAUUCCGCAUCGUGAACGUGCCCUCCAGCCUCUCACUCCCCAGAGUACGAGCAGCCCUGCAUCAAGCCUUUAAGUAUUGGAGCAGUGUGGCCCCACUGACCUUCCGGGAGGUGAAAACUGGUUGGGCUGACAUCCGCCUCUCCUUCCAUGGCCGCCAAAGCCCAUACUGCUCCAAUACCUUUGAUGGGCCUGGAAAGGUCCUGGCCCACGCCGACAUCCCAGAGCUUGGAAGUGUACAUUUCGAUAAGGAUGAAUUCUGGACCGAGGGGACCUACCAAGGCGUGAACCUGCGCAUCAUUGCGGCCCAUGAGGUGGGCCACGCCCUGGGACUUGGGCACUCCCGGUAUACCCGGGCACUCAUGGCUCCUGUCUAUGCUGGCUACCGGCCCUACUUCAAGCUGCAUCCGGAUGACGUGGCGGGGAUCCAGGCUCUCUAUGGCAAGAGGAGUCCUGACACAGGCGAUGAGGAGGAAGAGAACGAGAUGCACACUGUGUCACCAGUGACUGCAAAACCUGGUCCCAUGCCAGACCCCUGCAGCAGCGAUGUCGAUGCCAUGAUGCUGGGGCCUCGUGGGAAGACUUAUGCUUUCAAGGGCGACUAUGUGUGGACUGUAACAGAUUCAGGGCCAGGCCCCUUGUUCCGAAUAUCUGCCCUGUGGGAGGGGCUUCCUAGAAACCUAGACGCUGCCGUCUACUCUCCCCGGACACAACGGACUCAUUUCUUCAAGGGAAACAAGGUAUGGCGGUAUGUGGAUUUCAAGAUGUCUCCUGGCUUUCCCAUGAAACUCAACAGAAUAGAACCCAACCUGGAUGCAGCUCUCUAUUGGCCUGUUAACCAGAAGGUGUUCCUUUUUAAGGGCUCCGGAUACUGGCAAUGGGAUGAACUGACCAGAACUGACCUCAGCCGCUACCCCAAACCAAUCAAGGAACUGUUUACUGGAGUGCCAGACCAACCCUCGGCAGCUAUGAGCUGGCAAGAUGGCCAAGUCUACUUCUUCAAGGGCAAAGAGUAUUGGCGCCUUAACCAGCAACUUCGAGUGGCCAAGGGCUAUCCCAGAAAUAUGACACACUGGAUGCACUGUGGUCCUCAGACUCCAGACACUAACUCAUUAACCAGGGAUCUUACUCCUUCCACCACAGAUACAGCCUUGGGUACCACUCCUUCAACCACGCACUCAACCUUGGAUAUUCCCUCAGCCACAGAGUCUAGCUCCCUCUCAUUCUCUGCCAACGUCACCCUGCUAGGGGCCUGAGAACUAUUCAGUGUCUGCUCAUUAGCGUUGUGCAGAUGUUACCAAAUGGGCACUAGGCCUAAUGCCCCUAGAUAUUACAAUUCUGGAUGCCACUUUCCUAUGUUCCUAGAAGGUGCCCACUUAAUUCUGAGUCAGUCUCCAAUUCCUGUUUCUUCUUGUCAUAUAGCUGUUUCGUGUGACAUAUACCCUCUGGCCUCUGGUAGAGGGAAAUUGUCUAUCAGCAGUUGGUUUUUUGUUUGUUUGUUUGUUUUGACAGGGUUUCUCUACAUAGCACUGGCUAGGCUAUCAGCUAUACUGAAACUCUAUGUAGAUCUGUAGACCAGGCUGCCCUGAACUCACAGAGACCCACCUGCCUGCCUGUGCCUCCUGAGUGCUGGGAUGAGAGGCCUGUGCUACUAUGCCUAGCUAGUGUUCUUUUUUUCUUUUUUUUUUUAGAUUUAAGGCAUGUGUUACCAUGUCCAGCUGUUGGGGCUUUAGCUAACAGGAGGCAACAGCUAACAGCUGGCUGUUGAAUACCUGGGUUGUGUUCUUCCAACAUAAAGUGCAAGAAACUCGCACUUGGCCAGUAAACUAAACUUGGGAUUUGGAGUCCUUGAGCCACCUGACUAUGGCUUUUGGCUAGCUAAUUAACCUUGUCAAACCUUGUAUUCCCUAUUAACAAAAUAAGGUUAAUAUCAA